Amphimedon queenslandica is the source of this 1870-nucleotide messenger RNA. Its product is annotated as stress-induced-phosphoprotein 1-like. Bases 90 to 1754 code for a protein of 554 amino acids. The transcript has 14 exons. Gene Ontology annotation, molecular function: Hsp90 protein binding. The record is from RefSeq and is a predicted model, not a curated record. NCBI's taxonomy places the organism in Eukaryota, Metazoa, Porifera, Demospongiae, Haplosclerida, Niphatidae.
ACGCAGUAUACAGUAAGAUAGUGAGCUCAGCUCACGUGGCAAAGAAUUAUCGAGACGAAUCGAGACCUUUUAGUUUUCUUAGAAACAAGAUGAGCACUGAAGUAGAUAAAUUGAAAUCUAAAGGUAACUUGGCACUGAAGGAAGGCAAAACUGAUGUUGCUAUUGAGCUAUACACUGAAGCUAUUGAAUUAGAUUCAUCAAAUCACUUGCUCUACAGUAACAGAUCUGCUGCUUAUGCUAGUUUAAAGAAAUAUGAUGAAGCACUAGCAGAUGCUAUGAAAACAGUGGAACUCAAACCAGAUUGGGCAAAGGGUUACUCACGGGCUGGAGCUGCCUUAACUUAUCUUGAGAAGUACAGUGAAGCUGAAGAAAUGUAUUACAAAGGGCUGGAACAAGAACCAAACAAUGACCAACUCAAAAAAGGACUACAGGAGUGUCAAGAUAAGAAAAAAUCAGAGCUCAAUCCUUUCAAAUCUAAAGAGUUGUUUGAGAAACUUAAAUCAGACCCAAAAACAGCUCCUUAUAUGAGUGACCCACAGUUUGUGAAAGGACUUGAGGAAAUUGGUCAGAAUCAACAAGCUUUGUCGAGAUACAUGCAUGACAAACGAUAUAUAGAUGCUCUUGGAGUGAUGUUAGGAGUUGAUCUUACUACUGUAACAAAUGAUGACACUGAUCCACUGAUUAAGAAAGCCACUCCUCAGUCCCAAAACGAACAAUCAGCAACAGCUGAGUCAAAAAAGAGGAAAGAGGAAUCAAAAAAACCUGAGAAAAUGGAAGUUGAUGAAAGCGAUUCUACAAAAAAGGCAGUAGCAGAGAAAGAGAAAGGCAAUGCUGCAUACAAGAAAAAAGACUUUGUCACAGCACUCCAGCAUUAUGAUAAUGCAAUUGAGCUUGAUCCAGACAACAUUACUUUGCUAACAAAUAAGUCGGCUGUAUAUUUUGAGCAAGGAGAAUUCGAUCUGUGCCUAAAAACAUGUGAAGCAGCUAUAGAGAAGGGUAGAGACACUAGGGCAGACUAUAAAUUGAUUGCAAAAGCCUACACUCGUAUGGGUAAUGUGUAUUUUAAACAAGAAAAAUGGUCUGAUGCUAUCAAGUUUUAUGAUAAAUCUUUGACUGAGCAUAGAACUCAAGACGUAGUUGCCAAAAAGGCAGAAGCACAGAAGUGUUUGAAAGAAGAGGAAAAGAGAGCAUAUAUAGAUGUAGAUAAAAGUUUGGAAGAGAAACAGAAAGGAAAUCAAUUGUUCCAACAAGGUGAAUUUUCCCGUGCAAUCCAGCACUAUAAUGAAGCAAUAAGGCGGAACCCUGAUGAUGCCAAAAUUUUUAGCAAUAGAGCUGCUUGUUAUCACAAACUAGCUGAAUGGCCUUUAGCACUCAAGGACUGUGAUGAAUGUAUAAGACUAGCUCCUGAUUUUGUGAAGGGUCAUUUAAGGAAAGGUCAGGCUCUCUUAGCCAUGAAGGAGACUGCAAAAGCAAUGGCAGCAUUCAACAAAGCAUUGGAAUUAGAUCCUGAUAAUGCGGAUGCUAAGGAUGGUCUCAGAAAGUGUUAUUCUCAAGAUGAUCCUGAAACACGUCGUAAACAUGCAAUGCAAGAUCCUCAAAUACAGCAAAUAAUGGGUGAUCCUGCUAUGCAACACAUCCUUAGACAAAUGCAAGAGAACCCUGGAGCUAUCAAUGAUCAUUUGAAGAAUCCUGAAAUUGCAGCUAAGAUAGAGAAAUUAAUGGAAGCAGGAAUUAUUAGCAUUAGACAUGCAUAAGUGUUCUUUGAAAAUGGACAUGAGCUAUAAUACUAUUUGUUAAUGCUAGACUUGUUUUGAAUCAAUAAUUUGUGUGCAGUAAUGAAGAUUUUGUGAAUCAUAGUUCAAAAAAUUAA